Molecule: messenger RNA, 1879 nt
Organism: Numida meleagris (helmeted guineafowl)
Lineage: Eukaryota; Metazoa; Chordata; Aves; Galliformes; Numididae
Gene: PDGFRL
Product: platelet derived growth factor receptor like
Exons: 6
Coding region: 324-1397 (357 amino acids)
Source: RefSeq, a predicted model, not a curated record
GUUAAUAGCGCAGUGAUGUUUGGUUGUUGCUGAGCAAUGGGUGCAUGCCUCUGUGCUGGUAUGGGGCAGGCAGGGCCGGGCUGCAUGCUGCCUGCAGGUUGGACGUGCCUGCUCUAGAGUGUCACAAGCAGAGCUGCGUCCAGCCUGUUCCGUUCUCUUAAUUACGGUCACAAAGACUAACUCUCAUCCUAGUCUUGGGGUUAAAGAUUAUUCUAUGUGACAACGUGCUGCUUGGUUUUCUUCAAGGAAGAACUCACUGGUAGUAAUGCGAGUUGAAAGCUCUCUGAUGCUGCUAAGAUGUAGCAUGGGACCUGCCUUGUGGAAUGGUUAUUGGACAGUCUGCAAAAAGUAAGCGUCCGAAAGAACCAGGGGAAAACAAAAUCAAGCCUAUCAACAAAAAAGUAAAACCCAAAGGCCCAAAAAUGAAGGAAAGGGAACCUGUUGACUCCUCCUCCAAGUCCCAGUCCAUACUGAUGCAGGUGAUGGAUAAAGGCCGUUUCCAGAAACUAACUGCCACUUUAAGCCUGUCUGCAGGACAAAGCAUAGAACUGCGAUGUAAGGGGAGUAAUGUGACUUGGAGCUAUCCUUCAUACUUGGACACUUUUAAAGACUCCAGACUCAGUAUAAAGCAGUUGGACAAGUAUGGUCAGCUGAUCCUUACAAACUCCACUGCAGCAGACACAGGUGAAUAUAACUGCUGGCUUCAGCUGUGCAAUGGUAACAAAUGCAGGAAGGAUGAGACAAAAACAGGUUCAACGUACAUCUUCUUCACAGAUAAAGAGGAACUUUUUGUACCUACUCCCAGUUAUUUUGAGAUUGUGUACCUGAACCCAGAUAAACCUGCUGUCAUCCCAUGCCGUGUUACUACUCCUUCAGCAAAAGUUACUCUACACAGGGAAUUUCCAGCAGAAGAAAUUGAAACAGAUGGAAUUAAUAUUAUUUAUGAUGCAAAGAAGGGCUUUGUCUACCAGCACCCUACUUCUGAUCAUAAAGGCAUUGUCUACUGCAAAGCAGAGUCACAGGGAGCUCCUCAGAUUUCCAUCAAGUAUCACCUACUCUAUGUGGAAGUCCCCAAGGGCCCACCCUCGGCCACAAUUGUGGCAUCACCCAGUAGAGCCAAAGUCAGCGAUGGUAUCCACGUAGUCUGCACUGUCCUUGGGGAGCCAGAUGUGGAUGUGAACUUCAUCUGGCAGUACCCAGGACAAGAGCUGGAGAGGCCUGUGAUCAUCCAAAGCUUUUGGAGACUGAUAAACAGAGGGACUGGACACACCACAAGAAUCUCAAAGAGUGCUCUCAUUAUUGAGGAUUUUGAAGCCAGAGAUGCUGGAAACUAUAUUUGUAUAGCUCGGAACCUACAAGGAGCAACAACAGUGGCUACUAGAGUUGAACUGAACUAAUAGGAAAGGCUUCUGGACUCAUAAUGAACUAUAUGUCGCUUUGCAUUUUAACCAUUCUGGUUUUUUUGUUACUGUUUAAGUGUAAGUUUUCUCUAUUACUUUCUUUUCCAAUGUCAGUGCAUUCCAUUUUCACUAGAAUGACAGGGCAAAACAUGCCCUACACCUGGCUGUAAUCAGUUGUGAGUUAGAAAUACUAUAAAUAUACUACUAAGUUUAAUACUAUGAAGUGUAAUCCACUUGAAGCCUGAACAUGCAUAUGGCUUAUUGUACUUGGGAAUAGAUGCUCUUGCACUUUCCUUUGCAUGUGGCCUUUUUCCUCAAACUCUAUUACAACAUUCGCCUCCUGGAUGGUUUGUGCCUUUUUUCUCUGUGAAAGCUCAGAGGAUUUUUAAUAUCUUCAGAAAUCCACCAGUGCAGGUGCAUCUCUUCUGGUGCUGUGCAAUAUAAGAUUUAGAGUACUGUACAUGUUUAAAACAAACAAA